UCUCUUUCUUCCUUUUCAAUCCCUCUCUUGCCCUUAAGUUAGGCUCCUGGAUAUUCAAGUUGAGAUGUGUUGGUGUGGAUGGGGCUUUGGGAUUGGUGCAAUGCUUAUAUAUUUUCGCAUUUUUGGUCUUUUUAGCUAUAUAUUUUCGCAUUUUUGGUCUUUUUGCUUAUAUAUUUUCGCAUUUUUGGUCCUUUUGGUGAGUCUCUCCUAUCCUCUGAAGACUGACUCUCUGCUCACCUCUAGCUUAUAUAUUUUCGCAUUUUUGGUCCUUUUGGUAAGUCUCUUCUCUCCCCUCCCCUCCUCUCCUUUGAAGACUGACUCCCUGCUUAUUUCCAGGCUAUAUAUUUUCGCAUUUUUGGUCUUUUCAGUAAGUUUCUUCUUUCCCUGACCUCUUUUUGACCUUAAUAUUUUCGCAUUUUUGUCUAUUUUAGUGAGUCUCUCUUUCUUUCUUUUAGUUAGUAGUGUAGAUACCAAUGUAGUAGUUACUUUGAAUAUGAUUUUUGUAUUUUUGUA
Molecule: messenger RNA, 513 nt
Organism: Suillus discolor
Lineage: Eukaryota; Fungi; Basidiomycota; Agaricomycetes; Boletales; Suillaceae
Exons: 4
Coding region: 65-388 (107 amino acids)
Source: RefSeq, a predicted model, not a curated record